AUGGCGGCUGCGGCGGCUGCGGCAGAUCCCUGGCAGGUAGCGGCGCCGCGGAAAAGGCGGUCGGCUGCGCGGCGGAGUGGACGCAGAGUUGCAGUCGCCCGGGGACCGGCGGCGCAACCCGAGACCGACCUUGAGACCGUAUUUCGUCGCCUUCGGGAGGCCGGGGAGGACCUGCGCAUCUCUGAUUUCUGGAGUUCAGCACUAGAAACCAUCAACAGGUGUCUUACAAAACAUCGGGAGCAGCUGCAGGCCCCUGCAGGCACGAUAUCACAAGCCCUGGGAAACCUGCACCUCGACGACUCUUCACCAGAUGCCUCAGCCGGCGCCCAGGACUGCAGCCCGGGGGAGUUGCUGGUCACGGCAGCCCACCAUCUGAAGUGCGUGUGUUAUGGCAUUGGGAACUUUGCCACCUGCGUCAUAGCUAGAAACCAGCUAGCAUUUUUGCUGCUCUUCCUGGAAAAGAGCCAGAUUCCCAGAAGUCACUGCUGCGUGUAUGACCCUUUGUUUAGCCAACUUGAAGUUGCAGUUCUUCAUGCCCUGGGUGUGACUGUGCUCAGUGAGAAUGAGGAAGGGAAGCGGAGUCUCUGUGGUGAGCCCACCAUCUUUUACAUGCUUCACUGUGGGACGGCUCUGUACAACAACCUUCUGUGGAGUAACUGGUCAGUGGACGCCCUGUCCAAGCUGGUCAUCAUCGGAAACAGUUUCCGAGGACUUGAGGAAAGGUUGUUGACAAGGAUUCUACAGAAAGAUUAUCCCUAUGUUGCAAAGGUUAGCCAUGGUCUGGAGGAAUUUCCAUUUACUCAGACACCCCAAUACAUGGAUGUGUUCAACGACACCUCUGUCCACUGGUUCCCAGCACAAAAGCUGAAACAACUCUCAGAGGACACAUGGUCCUUCCGGGCAGAACCAGACUAUCAGGACUGUGAGAACCUGGAAAUCAUCAGGAACCAGACAAAAGACCCUUCAGCUGCUGACUUGAACUCAUAA
Chrysochloris asiatica (Cape golden mole) is the source of this 987-nucleotide messenger RNA. It is a transcript of the gene SRRD, whose product is annotated as SRR1 domain containing. Gene Ontology annotation, cellular component: cytoplasm; nucleus. The transcript has 7 exons. The record is from RefSeq and is a predicted model, not a curated record. Gene Ontology annotation, biological process: microtubule-based process. The coding region runs from base 1 to 987 and encodes 328 amino acids. NCBI's taxonomy places the organism in Eukaryota, Metazoa, Chordata, Mammalia, Afrosoricida, Chrysochloridae.